This is a messenger RNA of Anisakis simplex (herring worm), 147 nucleotides long. The record is from the annotation of a GenBank genome assembly. NCBI's taxonomy places the organism in Eukaryota, Metazoa, Nematoda, Chromadorea, Rhabditida, Anisakidae.
UGGGUACGCGAAAGGGCAGCCGAAAAAUUUAGCGGAAUUUUUUACGAUCCAGCGAUUGGUCGAAAUGUUCUCUUCGAAGAAGCACGACGGAUAAAGGGCAAAUCGGAGCUGCCGAAACGAGUGAAGAAAAUGUUCAACAUGGAAUAA